UCAACUCGUAAGUCAUAAAUAUUUACUAGUCUUUUAUUUGUUCUCGCUCAAGUUAUCAAAAUAUCAUACCUGCAAUUCGAAUUAUUAACUUCGAUUACUAAAACAUUUUUUAUAUACGAAGCUAAUCAUAAGAGACUCGGAGAAACUUCAAAACAUAGGAUCGAUUUUUGAAGACGAAGAAAGAAUUCCUGACGAAGCCUUCUGAUGAACGAGCGCGUGGACAGAAAGAUUUCAAGAAAAAAACAAGACUUUUACAACUGAUUUUUUGUCAUUAAGGCGUGGAUUGUAAAGAACRGAGGGUAAAGGAGUCCUCUCUAAAGUUUUUGGUUGAUUUUAAGCGGUUAAAGACUUGUAAAUUGUCUCUAAAGAUGGACGGUCAGUACGGCUCGGGAAGCUGUUAUGGAAUGCCUGCCCCAACUAUUCCAACCCCACCUGGUCUGGAAGCUAUUUACUCGACAUUACGAAAACUAUAUCCUGACCAACCGAAUCCUUUACAAGUCACGGCUCUCGUCAAAUGUUGGCUUGGAGGRCCAGAUCCACUAGAUUUUAUCAGUAUGUUUGGUAAUCCUGGUAGCCCAAUGGAAGGAAUCCCACCUCAUUGGCAUUAUGUCUCCUCUGGGCUGUCGGAUCUCCAUGGAGAUGGAAGGGUCCAUAAGUAUACAGGGAUGGAUGGGCCAAGUGGUUAUGGGUUUGAGUUAACAUUCAGGUUGAAAAAACAGCCAGGAGAGACAGCUCCUCCUGCUUGGCCUGCAGAAUUACUACAGCAACUGGCUCGAUAUGUCUUCCAAACAGAGAAUAUGCUUUAUCCCGUGGAUCAUAUAUCUUGGCAUGCACCAUUAGACUACACUCCAUCCAGAGUGGGCAGAUACACCCAUGGACCAAAUACUUCACAGAUCCAGCACAUGCUAUUGUGUGAAGACCCUCAAAUCAAACCUAUCAACACUCAACUGGGCAGAGUAGAGUUUAUACAGGUCAUUGGUAUUAUGGCAGAAGAGCUUCAAGCAGCACAACACUGGCACUGCAAGGCAAUCCUGGAUAUCCUUCAUAAAGUACCUCCUGCUGGUGGCCCAUGGCUUGUGACAGACAUGGAUAGAGUGGAAUCGGUGUUUGAAAUCCAGCCUCAUUUGCAGGAGUCUGUCUCUCUUGGCAUAGAGAAAGAAGGUUCAAGUCUCAGUGGAGUAGCAGCCAAGUGCUGGUGGGAGGCAUACGCACCUGAUCGAUCUUUUCCAAGACCUUCCUCAGAAAACCCAAAUUUUGGUAGAAACAUUAGCCCCCAAGGAACGAAGGACCUAGGAACACGGUUCAAGGUCCUUCCUGCCAUUGGAGGAGGAGGGGGGUCCAAAUUUAAGGUCGAUUCUCAUGGACGACUUAAAGAUUCAUCUUAUGAUAGAGAGUCAUCUUGUGCAAGUGCUGUUAGUGAGAUUGUGAGGACAAGAACUUUGUGUGGUGUUCACCUAAGGUUCGGUUAUGAAGCUGCUAUGUUGUUAACCCUCGCUAUUAGGGGCCGGCUUCGCCAUGGCCGUCACUUCACGUUUACUAGUUCAACGUCUGACACAGCCAUUACCUUUGUAACCACUAAUAUAACAGGGUCUAUAGCAGACAGGGAACAUCAGUAUGCAGCAUGUGGGACAUGGCUACAGAUCUUGAUCUCAGAAGAAUUCCUUCAUAGGCUUGAUAGAGACCUAGAUGAACUAACCAGACCUCAUGAGCUUGAUCUACCCAAAGAAUACAGAUGGCCGGGUGACGGUCUUAUCAUUACUGUACUACCAGACGAAAAUUAGCAUCAUCUUGUAUCCUAUCUAAAGGGAUGUUUUGUCACGGUUGGCAAGUCAUAGACAGAUAAAUGUAAAACUUUAGAUUCAGUAUUUUGGUUGUCGCUGUAGUGGUCAGUCAUGACUGCUAAUCAAAAUUACCGGCUAUAUUCUUGCAUGGCUUUUGGUAGAUAUCAUCAUUAGCUUACCAUUAUUAAUGCAUGUUCCAAAUAUAUAUAAGGCAUAUUUCGUUUUUAUACUUAAAUAUUAUCAUCAUAUUUAUAUUUUAUAUUAAUAUUAGUAAAUUGAAGUGCAAUUUAGAAAAGAAACGAUGCGAAAAGAAGAAAACUUUUGCGAGGGAGAAUUUCAUUGAAUUUCUCUUACCCUAUGAUUCAAAGACCCACCUUUUCUCUUCGCUACUUCGGAGUCACUAAAAGUCUUGACAUUUUUUUAAAAAAAGAUCAAAUAUUCUGGGUUUCUACGGUGAUAGUAAUAAAAAAUAUAUAUUCUUAGAUAUUAAUAGUAAGAAUUAUAAAGCUAAAAGAACC
This is a messenger RNA of Actinia tenebrosa (Australian red waratah sea anemone), 2299 nucleotides long. RefSeq names its product suppressor of fused homolog. Lineage: Eukaryota; Metazoa; Cnidaria; Anthozoa; Actiniaria; Actiniidae. The record is from RefSeq and is a predicted model, not a curated record. Gene Ontology annotation, molecular function: transcription factor binding. Gene Ontology annotation, cellular component: cytoplasm; nucleus.